UGGAAGGUCAGAAACAGUCAGGACAAACGGAGUUUCCUGGCUGAGGGAAUUUCAGGUCUGAUGGCACCUUACAGAAUGCCCUUUUCUGCCCUCUUGGCAGUUUCUCUGCUGAUUUCUUCAAGUGGGACCAAGACUGGGGAGGAAAUCAAUGAAACAAUCAUCUGUACCAAGGACCUGAUUGAAGUGGAAAUCCCAAGUACUUUCUUUCUAUCAAAGAACCCUCCAAUAUUAAUCUCUGAUUUGCACCUUAAUGAUCCAGAAUGCCAUGGCGCUGAAGUAGGAAACCUAUAUGUGUUCAACAUUAAGACCAAUUUCACAGAUUGCAGAACAAGAAUGGAAUCAGAUGGCACUCACAUUAUUUUCAUCAACACCAUACAGAACAACUUCUCUGAUAUAAUCACAAGAACUUUUAUCAACAUUACAUUUGCCUGCCGAUAUCCUAUUAGUUACAUGGUACAGCAGCCUAAUGGAAAAAAUAAGAUCAGUGUUGAUAUCAGGACCAUCACACUAAACACUGAAGAUGGAAACUUUUCUGUGUCCAUGAUACUUUACAAAGACCCACAUUUUGAAGACAUGUGGACUACAAUUCCCCUUUUGACUCUAGAGGACAACAUAUUUGUCAAAGUUAAAAUGGUUCCGGGUAAUUUAAUAAUUCGGCUUGAAAACUGUUGGUCUACCCCGACAAAAGAUCCUGUUCAGGCUAUUCAGUAUUCCUUUAUUAAAGACAGCUGCCCACAAAUGGUAAAAGAUGAAACCUUGUCAGUAAUAAUGAAUGGAGAAGGUGAAGAAGCAAUGUUUAGGAUCCAGAUGUUUAAAUUUGUUGGAGUCUCAUUCAAUCAUGUUUUCCUACACUGCACAGUUCUAAUUUGUCACAAUACAGUAUCUGUUUGCAAACCAAAUUGCACCAACAAUGGUAGCCUGGUCAGAAAUAAAAGAGAAGCCACAGCUUUUUCUAAUCACAUGGUGUCUUAUGGUCCUAUAAACCGAAAACUGGUAGAUAAUGAAGAGACCAAUAUAAGUGAAAGAAGAUUUCUGCCAAUAGAAAUGUUAGUCCUUGGAGGAAUUCUAAUAGCUGUUCUGGUGAUAAUUGCAGUUUUUGGAAACCUUUUGUUUCAGUCAAGAAGGACAUACCCUGCUAUGCAAGCACAGCUGACAAUGUCCCGUUUUCAUAUCUCUGAAGUACCAGCAUGACAAACUGUUAUCCAAU
Messenger RNA from Euleptes europaea (tarantolino), 1207 nucleotides. Its product is annotated as pancreatic secretory granule membrane major glycoprotein GP2-like. NCBI's taxonomy places the organism in Eukaryota, Metazoa, Chordata, Lepidosauria, Squamata, Sphaerodactylidae. Gene Ontology annotation, biological process: neutrophil migration. The coding region runs from base 61 to 1191 and encodes 376 amino acids. Gene Ontology annotation, cellular component: cell surface; apical plasma membrane. The record is from RefSeq and is a predicted model, not a curated record. The transcript is spliced from 9 exons.